Messenger RNA from Candoia aspera, 915 nucleotides. RefSeq names its product olfactory receptor 4N5-like. Gene Ontology annotation, cellular component: plasma membrane. The coding region runs from base 1 to 915 and encodes 304 amino acids. The record is from RefSeq and is a predicted model, not a curated record. Lineage: Eukaryota; Metazoa; Chordata; Lepidosauria; Squamata; Candoiidae. Gene Ontology annotation, biological process: G protein-coupled receptor signaling pathway. Gene Ontology annotation, molecular function: G protein-coupled receptor activity; olfactory receptor activity. The transcript has a single exon.
AUGGACUCAGGCAACCAUACAGAGUUUUUUCUUCAGGGAUUAUCAGAGACCUGGGAACUGCAAGUCUUAUUCUGUGUUCUCCUCUUGAUCUUCUAUGUCAUCAUUCUUCCUGGGAAUAUCCUCAUCAUUGUGACUAUUUUGAAAGACCCCCAAUUGGGAUCCCCCAUGUUUUUCUUCUUGGCCAACCUGGCUUUGAUGGACAUUUGCUACAGCUGUGUCACCCCUCCAAAGAUGAUAGCCAACCUCUUCUCUGGAUACAAAACCAUCUCUUUCAAAGGUUGCCUGACACAGCUUUUUUUCAUCCACUUUCUAGGUGGAGCUGAAAUCAAUCUCCUUAUUUCCAUGGCACUGGAUCGGUAUGUGGCUAUCUGUCACCCAUUACAUUAUGUGACUGUAAUUACCAAGCCAGCUUUCUGGGUUUUAGUGGUGGUUUCAUGGGCUGGAGGAUUCAUACAUUCCAUAAUUCAGGUCAUUCUCAUCUUCCCACUCCCUUUCUGUGGUCCCAAUAAACUAGAUAACUUCUUCUGUGAUAUCACCCAAAUAAUCAGGUUAGCUUGUACCAAUACCUACACUCUAGAAUUUGUAAUGUUUAUCAACAGUGGCCUUGUAACCAUUGGAUGCUUCAUCCUUCUUCUCAUAUCCUAUGGUGUACUGCUGAUCAAAGUAAGGACGAGUGCCAGCCAAGGGAAGAGCAAAGCAUCUUCUACUUGCAUCACUCACAUUAUCAUCAUUUUCAUCAUGUUUGUUCCAGCCAUUUACAUCUACUGUCAUCCCUUCCAUGACUUUCCCUUUGACAAAAUGGUGGCCUUUCUCCACACCGUGGUUUUCCCUUUGAUGAACCCUAUGAUUUACACACUGAGGAAUAAGGAAGUCAAAGUUGCCAUGUGGAGACUGCUGAAGAACUAUAGCAUUUAG